This is a messenger RNA of Kwoniella shivajii, 3741 nucleotides long. RefSeq lists its product as uncharacterized. Bases 1 to 3741 code for a protein of 1246 amino acids. The transcript is spliced from 17 exons. The record is from RefSeq and is a predicted model, not a curated record. NCBI's taxonomy places the organism in Eukaryota, Fungi, Basidiomycota, Tremellomycetes, Tremellales, Cryptococcaceae.
AUGCCGCAUCAAGACGAUGUUGGGCCGUCCGCGCGUGCUCCAGAAAUUCACAUAGUCACACCCGAGGACCCCUCGCCCUCACACCCUCUGUCAUCUCGAGUUCCUUCUCCUGCAGGUUCCAGUACAUCAUCAGCAAAUGGCAACAAUCGAUCCACAGGGAGACAGGAUCAACACAAUUCAGGUCACGCAAAACAUGCAUCAUUUGCUUUGACAGUCAAUGAUAAUGAUGAUGAUGAAAGUGAAGAAACACCUCGGUCUGCCGCUGCUGACUUGAGCCCAGUAUCAAGUGAUUCCGUCAAGGAAAAACCAGAACGCACACGAAAGGAAACAGGCUGGAUGACAAAACCUAUGCUACUGAGUAGUUUAAGAAUUAGGAAGAUCCUUGGACACAGAUAUUUCAGCUGGGUAGGACCAAAGUUGACUUGGGGGAAUAUGAAGCCGGUAGCUAGAGGAUUCUUCUCCAGCUGGGUAGGGUUGGUGCUGCUGCUCAUCAUACCAGUCGAAAGAGCCCUUGGACAAGCAGCUUUCUUCAUGCUCGUGGUCGCCUUCAUGUUACCACCAAGUCAACCUGUCGUGCAGCAGUGUGAGGUGUAUCUGAACCUUUUCUUCUUCAAUGCUCUGGCGUGGGCUUGGGUCGCUCUUGGAGUAUUCAUAGCCGGUAAAACUAGACAACCGACUGAUCCUGCUAAGAUAGCAGCAGCAGAAGCGAAAUGGGCUUACUUGAGAGACGUAUCAGCUAGAGAAUAUCAAGCGAAAAUCCUAUAUGACGCUACGUAUCUGCAAGCAAAACCAGCCGUUGUUUGCGCUAUCUUCUUAUCUGUCGGUACCGGCGCUGCUCUUUGGUGGAAAUUACGUACUCAACCCAGUCCGGCAACUUUCCCCUUAGUCUUAUCUUGUGUAUUGAUUGAUAUCGGUAUGACCACAGCUGUUUUCUACCCCUAUGACCUCUAUACAUCCGGACUACUAUUCUUCCUUCCCAUGGCCGUCCAAGCGGCCUUGGGGAUUAUCGCUUCGUUGUUUAUCUUUCCUGAAUCCGUGGGUCAUUCAUUCCAAUCUAAAUUUCCAGGUAUUAUCAACCCAUUGGCUGCAGCAAUGAAGUCUAUAGACGAUCUUUUCCAACAAGCAAAACUGGACCCAUUAGAUUCCAACGGCAAUAGCGAACUACUGAGUGCUCAAGAUGUAUCGAGAGAGAAAGAAUUCGCCGCAAAACUAGAUGAUUGGGCAGAAAGGAGUAAAGAUAUCAGGCAGCAGUUAUUACAGUCCUUGGCGGGUUUACCUCCUCUAAGAGCACAGCAGAGGUACUUGAACGUGGAUUUCAGCUAUAGUCGACUAUCUGGAGAAGAUCUGAGAACAUUGUUCGACCUUAUCGCUUUAGUCCAGGCUAGAUCAGGAGGCAUGGCAUUCUUCUUCGACGUCAUUGUGACGAAUGCUCGACAUACACAUCUGGAUUCUUCCGCUUGGUCAGUACAUAAAAUUGCUCAGUCUCGUCCUGCAUCAAGACCUACGUCCAUACGAAAUGAGAGUAUAGACGACAGCCGAAGAGAUAGCUUAGCCGACGAUGCCAUACCCGGAGAUGGAGCUGUCACGCCACCGAUCGAUCACGACGAUUCUUACGAUCCAUCUAAUCAUGAGCGUAGUUCCUACUUGAGCGGAAAGAGGCUGCAUUUCUCCGCCUUCUUGAGGAAGAGUGGAUCGUCGCAUGCUUUAGGUAGAGACAAGGGAAGUCACGUCUCACUAUUGGAUCAUUUAAGAAAGAUACAACAACCUGUUGGAGUUUAUGAAAGUACCAGAUAUAUGGAUAUUGAAAAGAACUUUGCCAGCGAUACGGAACAUGUGCUGGAGCAGUUGAAUAUACUGGCACGGGGUUGCCUUCCAGUGAUUCGGUCAUGUGAGGCAGCCCUUUCUACUUCGACGAGCUGGGUGUCCAGCGUCAAUAGGGAUCGAGACCUACUGCCUCGUAGAAAAGGCAAGAAUGACAUGGACGAGAAAUCAUCGGGCGAAGGCGUCAAUAGACUAGUCCAGGUUACGAAUGAUCUACAAGCUGCAUUGGAUGAGUUCUGCGUUGCUCGAGUUGAGAUAAUAAAGCCAUAUCGUCACCUGUUCGAUCCCAAUCAUCCGGCUGAUGAAGCUUUACAUGGUCCAGAUAAAACCAAUUUUAGGGGGUUGUUCCAGAACUUUGUUGCGCAGUAUCAUCUCAUCGAAUUCACCGAAGCAUUACUGAAUCUCCUUCGACAUAUGCAAGAUAUAGAUAAAACCAGACAAAAGAGGAGAUUUUGGUACCCUCGAUUGGCUAAUCUACUUGCGCAUCUUCGUCAUUCACACAAAGAAAGACACUUGACUGACGGUGACGAUGGGCACGAUAACGAUGCUGCAUUUGCUCGAGGGGAUGAAGACGAAUAUCAAUUGUUGGGUGAAGUAAAAAAACGUAAUCCUGAAUAUAAGCCUUUCGAUAAUCCAUACUUGGAUGCUAUAUCUCGUCUUGCUGGAAUUGCCGAUAUUCUGGGAAGUAGGAGUUUCAUGUAUGCUAUCAAAGCUGCUGUUCUAGGAGCUCUGACUAGUUUACCUAAUUUCAUCGCUACUUCGGCCUCUUUCUAUUACUUCAAUCGAGGAAUUUGGUGUACUAUCAUGGCGCAAUUGACUUUAGCAGUGUUUUCGGGUGAUACAACGGUAGCUUGGCUGGGUCGAGUUGUGGCUUCGUUUUGGGGUUGCCUGUUUGGGAUGGUAGUUUGGUAUAUCGGCAGUGCGUCAGGACAAGGUAACGGGUACGGCCUGGCAGCAAUAUGUGCUGUGACUUUCCCAAUUGCCAUCUUCUUCCGUGUCCAUUUCCCUGGACAGGUCUUGACUGCGGUGAUGACCCCAGUAACAUUUGGGUUGGUCAUUGGUGAGUCAACCUGGAUGCAUGUGUUGUCCUAUUUCAACGGUACUAUCGGACCUCUCACAUAUGCUCAAUGGGGCUGGGACGUGGCUUGGCGUCGGUUCCUUUGCGUAUUGAUAGGCAUCACAGCAGCUUGGAUCUUUUCUUAUAUCCCUCCCGUGUACUCUGCCAAACGUGCGAUCCGAAGCUCCUACGCCCAAUCCAUAAACGCAGCUGGAUCGAUCUUUUGCGAUGUUCUUUCGCACGCUAAUGAUCACCGUCAUCAUCUUGAAGAGGACGAUGAAUUGCGGAAGAAACUGAUUACAUGGAGGAGUAAGCUGAACAAGCUUGGAGCUCGUCACAAUUUUGCCGCUAGUGAAUAUUCGCUUCGUGGUCAAUGGCCUGAAGAGAGAUAUAAAGCUCUUUUGGACACACUUCAAGAUAUCUUCUCUCUUCUUUCUCAGCUGAAUCACGUCCUUACACAGCUAGAUAGGCCGUGGCGAAAAGCGUUGCUUGAUCGGACCAGACUAUCUGAUCCUAUAUUCCUAGGUGAUGUCUUGGCUGUCCUGAGCAUGUGUUCCACUGCUUUAAGAGCUGGAACGGCCCUACCUCAAAUCACACCAAGUCCUUUAGUUGCUAGGUUUAGAAUGGGAAAAACAAAAGGUUUGGAUCUGCCUCAUGACCCAACUGAUCAAUCAGGAGAAUUACCAAGUCUAGUCACAGUGGAUGUACUAGAAUCAGAUAACUACCUCAGAUACGCAUUGGGUAUCACCACUACUUUUUCUUUAAUCUCAAGAUUGGACAGAAUAGUUGUCAUUUGUAAAACACUGUUAGGCGAGAACUUCCACAUAUCCGGAUUACAUCUGGAACAAAAUCACAGAGUAUAA